AUGUACAUGAUCAAAAUGUUAGCCAAAAAGAUGAACUUUCAACUGUUGUCAAAACUGAAAAAGCGAUAUUCCAGUUGUGCUACGUUGGUGCACAAUAUAUCAAGAAACGUUUUCGUGUUUGUUAGAAAAUUCAGCCCUGCUGUGUAUGCAAAUGUCUAUCUUAAUGAGGUCACGAGUAACGGAGUUACAGGAAAGAAUAUGAAGAUUGCACCAGCCUGCCUCACCCAACUUUGUUCAGUCUUCUAUUCUUCCCCUGAACAGCCAUGCACUGCUGCUUCUGAUAAUGUUUUUAGGACAUUAGGCUACAAAGUGUGCAGUAAGAACUUCCAAAAAAUUUUGCAUUGCAGGAGCAACAUUGGAUUAUCCGGUGCACUGCUGACCCUUUUGUACGUUAAGGUAACAGAUGACAUGUUGGUCAGAACAAGCGUUGACAACCAUACCAAACUAUCACCCUCUAAAUCAACUCCCCGACCCUCUGAAGAUAUCAUGGAUGUUAUUGAAGUACCGGUGCUCAAAAGUACACAAAAUAAUGACAAAUCUCAACACGUCGAUGGACUGACAAUGGCCAUGGCAAAUGAAAACCCGUUGUCAUUAUCGCUAGCUCUAUUGUGGUUUUACUUGCAACAACAUUCAAAACCUAUUGGUGCGGCCUGA
This is a messenger RNA of Helobdella robusta, 654 nucleotides long. RefSeq lists its product as hypothetical. Lineage: Eukaryota; Metazoa; Annelida; Clitellata; Rhynchobdellida; Glossiphoniidae. The coding region runs from base 1 to 654 and encodes 217 amino acids. The record is from RefSeq and is a predicted model, not a curated record. The transcript is spliced from 4 exons.